UUAGACAUCCGUAUUUUCCGGAAAUAAUCUGGACUUCUCCGUAUUUUCACUAGUGCUUACUUUCUCUUCCUCACCGGUCUAUUGCAAAUGGAUGCCACGACAAAACUGCUCCUGUGGAUAUUGUGACAAAUCACCGUCAAUUUACCAAACAUUACACACUCUGUAAAACUCCUGUAUCAUUUCUGGUGGAAUUAUAAUCUACAAGCUUCACACACAAGUUGUUAUUCUUUAUAAUUUGCCGAGAUUGCGAUACAAUCCCAUGGUUAUACUAGCUGAGUCAGGCUCAGCACAGUAAAUUGACGACAACCUGUCUUUACAUAUCCAGACAAGGAACGACAACGUAGCAACUUACAUACCUUUACACUGACAGUGGACUUCAUAUCUUGUGUAUACUCGACAGCAACCUAACAACGUUGAGUCAACAUGGAUCCCAGUCAUGAGGAACAACAAGAAGAGAUACAGACCCCAGAGGGAAAGGUUCCAGAUUUAGAACUAUUACAAAAUCCAUCUAAUACAAUCCAGGCAGAUGAAAAUCCCGAGGCAAGGCGAGUUCGUGACCUCACGGAAAAAGGACAAGGAGCUUUCACCGAAAAACGUGACAAGUUCUGUCAGGAACUAGAGGCUCUCUGGGCAGACAUUGAAUCCCAGUUAUUGGAAGUAACAGCGCCCCCUAACGAUCUCCAGCAACUCCUAACAGUCCAGGACAAACUUGUUAAAGCCUGCAAUAAUUAUCGUAGGCUCACAGAUGAAUACCUAGAAUUUCUGAAAAGGACCAGAACAUUGGAGAGUCAAAAAGAAAUUGAUGCAUGUAAACUCUCUUUGGAUUUACGUCUGUCCAAAGUGGAACUUGUUAUGGAAAAACUACACGAGCAUCGCCUCGCCCUAACAAAGGCCAAAUCCACUAAAACAAAGACCUCAAAAGGUAAGAAAACCUCACGCAGUGGUAGCUCUAACGUGUCAGACAUGUCAAGCCUAGCACGGAGAAAGCGUGCCAAGGCAGAGGCUGCCAAGUCUAAAAUAGCCUUUGUAGAAAAACAUGCCAUUAUCCUACAACAGGAAGCAAUGUUAGAGGAACAAGCCCUGUUCAGACAAAUUGAAAUGGAACAGGAAGCAGCACACAAAAAGGCAAAAAUGGAACAGGAAGCAGCACACAAAAAGGCAAAAAUGGAACAAGAAGUCGCUCAGGAGGCCGCACAGAGAACAGUUCAGUUAGAACAAGAGGCUAUGCGCAGGAAGGCUCAAAUGCAACAAGAAGCCGCACGAGUAAGCCGAGAAAAGGCCCAACUUAAAGCCAAAUUUAACCUUCUUGAAGCACAGAGAGAAGCUGCAGCCGCAGAAGCCGAGGCUCGUAUCCUGGAAUACGAUGAUAGCCAAGCCUUUAGCGAACUACCUGACGAAAAGGAAGACCCGCUCCAGCGUGUGCAAGAUUUUGUCAACAAACUUCCUGUAUCAACAGCUUUGAAGGAAGUGACAGCACCUCAAAAGAAAAGGCAAUUUCCUGUUAAAAUUGAGCUGAGCCACGAAGCACCAGCGUUCGUGCCGUCCGCGGCACUGAACUUGCUGUCACAGACAUCUGCUGUCUUACCUUCCGAUUCUAAGUCACCGGAAGUUACCUUUAUCCCAGAUCUGGGAUUAGUAACCGGCAUACAAAGACUAGGCCUUUCAGAUGAGAGCCCUACUGAACACCAAAAACAGGGUGUUAAAGAAACGAUCCCUGUCUUACGCCCAAAACAAGACUUUAUAGAAGAGAUCCCUGUUUCACACCAAAAACAAGGCAUAAUAGAAGAGAUCCCUGUUGCACACCAGCAACAAAUCAACCUCACAUCGGAGAUAACUAGAUUCCUCUUACGUAAGGACCUGCUUUUUUCCCGGUUAACGAGCUUUAACGAUCGGGCAGAAUCCUUCCAUACUUGGAAAGCAAGCUUCAAGAAUGUGACUGAUGAGUUACAAGUCUCUGACUCAGAACAGAUCGAUUUACUGAUCAAGUGGCUCGGUCCAGAGUCUGCUAAACACGCCAUUUGCAUAAGAGCGUCGAACGCCAAUAAUCCUACCAUAGGGAUACAGAGAUUAUGGAAGAGGCUUGACGAGCGGUAUGGUGCUCCAGAAAUGUUGGAAGCCUCUCUCAUGAGUAAACUUGCCAAAUUCCCUACCUUAACAAAUAAGGACAACACACGUCUCUACGAACUAUCUGACAUUCUAUCAGAAAUAGAAUAUCACAAGGAAAAUCCCAAGCUGGGAUGUUUGCUAGGAUAUUUUGACUCCUCAUCCGGGAUUAAUCCUAUUGUUGAAAAGUUACCGUACGGACUCCAAGAAAAGUGGACAACAAGGGCUACAAGAUACAAGUCCAAAUAUGAAGUUGCCUUUCCACCUUUCACAGAAUUCUCUGCCUUCAUCAGGGAAAUAAGUAAAACAAAGAAUGAUCCUGGGUUCAUCUUUGGGUCAAAAGCCACACCAAAUACAAAAGGUGCUGCGCCAAGGUCUACGUCUUACCCUAGGACUAAAGUUGGUGCUCAUAAAACAGCAGUUGAGCAGCAAUCUGGAGACGCCAGCAAACAAGGUCUUUGUAUUCUGCACAAUACAAAACAUUCCUUAAAUGAAUGUCGAGCGUUCCGAGCCAAGUCAAUAGAGGAACGCAAAGGUCUUUUAAAAGAAAACAAUGUAUGUUACAAGUGUUGUGAUUCUACCACACAUAGAAGCCGGGAUUGCAAUGCAAGCAUAAGUUGUAAAGAAUGUGGAAGUAAACAACACACUACCGCACUUCACAUCACGAGACCACAGCAACCUGCAAGUUCACAGUCUAGAUCGCCUAAGCAAGCCUACGGCGGGGAGCCUAUAGAAUCGGCUGAAACUAAGGCAACCUCAGUUAACUCUACCUGUACUGAGAUCUGCAAAGAUACAUAUAGUGGAAAAUCUUGUGCUAAAAUACUUCCUGUGAAUGUUUAUCACAAAGAUAACCAGUACAAAGUUAUUCGCAUGUACGCCAUCAUUGAUGACCAAAGCAACCGGUCACUAGCAUCGCCCGAAUUCUUUAAUCUUUUCGACGUCAAAGAUAAACCAGAAAACUAUACUUUAUCAACAUGCUCCGGCAAAGUAGUCACUUCCGGCAAAAGAGGAAGAGGUUUCGUCAUGGAAUCAAUCAAUGGUAAUGACAAGUUUGACCUUCCCGUACUGAUUGAAUGUGAUCAUAUUCCCAAUAAUAGGGACGAAAUACCUACUCCUGAAGUAACAAUACAUCACCCUCAUUUAAAAGAACUUAGAGGUAGCAUUCCACCAAAAGAGGAAAAUUGCCAAAUUCUUCUCUUAAUUGGCAGAGACCUUAUAGAGGCACAUCAUGUCCUCGACCAGCGCAUAGGACCACCCAGAACUCCAUAUGCACAACAAUUGAGACUUGGUUGGGUAGUGAUAGGAGAAACAUGCAUUAACAAGCAGCAUGUUCCUCUUGAGUUAAAUGUUAAAAUAACCAACAUUUUAACUACAGGACAACCUUCAACUUUUCAACCAUGCACAAGCAAGUUUGACAUCCGGGAAAACUACACAGACCCUGUAACAAAAGAUCUACAAUCGCCACUCUUUGAAAAAACAAGGGACGAUGAUAAGCCUGGACAGUCAUAUGAGGACAAAAUGUUCAUGAAACAGAUGGACAACGAAUUUGUCAGAGACUCGGAAGGAAGUUGGGUAGCACCGUUACCGUUCCGAGUGCCAAGACAGCCAUUGCCAAGCAACAGACCACAGGCUCUUCACCGUGCUAACAUGUUAGACGCCAGUCUGAAUAGAAAUCCAGUAAAGCGGGAACAUUUUCUUACAUUUAUGAGUAAAAUCUUAGAUAAUAAUCAUGCAGAACUCGCUCCACCAUUGCACGAACAUGAGGAGUGCUGGUAUUUGCCAUUGUUUGGUGUUUAUCAUCCGAAGAAACCCGAUCAGAUAAGAGGUGUGUUUGAUUCUUCCGCCAAAUGUAACGGAGUUUCACUAAACAGCGUCCUGCUUACAGGUCCAGACUUGACCAAUGAUCUCUUGGGAGUAUUGCUGCGUUUUAGGAAAGAAAUGGUCGCAGUAACUGCAGAUGUUCAACAUAUGUUUCACUGUUUUGUUGUCAGAAAAGACCACCGAAAUUAUCUGAGAUUUUUAUGGCAUAAAGACAAUGACCUACAGAAGAACCUUGUCGAAUACCGCAUGAGAGUUCAUGUUUUCGGGAAUAGUCCGUCACCUGCUGUUGCUACGCUUGGACUCAGAAAAGCAGCUCAAGCAUCAGAACAAGAGUUUGGCAGUCACGUGACUAGCUUUGUUACAAGAGACUUCUAUGUCGACGACGGUCUUACGUCAUGUCCUACUAAAGAGGAAGCUGUUAAGCUCAUGAAGGACACACAGCAAGCAUUAGCAAGAUAUGGAAACUUACGCCUUCACAAGUUUGCCUCUAAUUGCGCAGAAGUUAUGUCUGCAUUUCAUGCCAGUGAUUUGGCUUCAAAUCUUAAAGAUCUAGACUUAGAAUGCGACAGCAAACCCCUACAACGUAGUCUUGGUCUCAGCUGGGACGUGAACACUGAUAACUUCUUAUUUCAAUUAUCAUCAGAAAACAAACCGAUCACUCGGAGAGGAAUUUUAUCAACGAUAAACAGUCUCUACGAUCCUCUGGGAUUUUUGGCUCCGGUGAUUAUACAAGGGAAACUCCUAUUAAGGAAAAUAGUAUCAGAAACCGUCGAUUGGGACCAACCUCUCACUGAUGAGACAGCAGAUGAGUGGAAAUCUUGGAGAGAUACUCUAAUUGCUAUCGAAACAUUGCGCAUUCCACGUACCUACGUGCCGUAUCUGAGCAAAACCGCCACAAAGGAGUUGCAUGUCUUCUCUGAUGCAUCAGAAAAAGCCAUAGCAGCUGUUGCAUAUCUACGCACGACCGACAAUAGUGGUGAACCAAACAUAGGAUUCAUUCUUGGGAAAGCUAAAGUUGCACCAACAAGUGGUCAUACUAUUCCACGCCUUGAACUAUCUGCUGCAGUAUUAGCAGUCGAGAUAACACAGACCAUCAUGGAUAAUUUAGAUUUACAUAUAGACACCGUAAAAUUCUACACAGACAGUAAAGUAGUCAUAGGCUACAUAAGUAACGAGACAAGAAGGUUCUUCAUCUAUGUCGCCAAUCGAGUAGAGAAAAUAAGAAAAUUUAGCUCUCCAAGUCAAUGGAAUUAUGUACCAACUCACCGUAAUCCCGCAGAUUCGGGAACAAGGUCCGUACAAGCCCAUGAAAUUCACAGCAGCGAAUGGUUAUUAGGACCAAAACAACUUCUUUCCUCAGAACAGAAGAAUUCUGAGGAUAUAUACCAGCUAAUAGAUCCAGAAGAAGAUGGAGAAAUCCGUGCAACUGUUAAUGUUGCAAAAACAUUUUCCACACCUGAGCAUAAAGGUAUCGGAACUGAUAGAUUCAAUCGAUUCUCCAACUGGACAUCACUUGUGCGAGCGAUAGCCUUUUUGGAACGUUUCUCUCGCUUACACGGGUCAAAACAGGCAUCAUCAGUGACUUCUGUGGAUAGUUUUUCAAAUGCCGAAAAUUUCAUCUUAAUAUCUGCACAACAGGAAGUUUAUGGAGAUGAAAUAGAUUGUAUAAAACGUCAGGAACAAAUUAAUAAGCGGAGCCCGAUAGCUAACCUCAAUCCGUUUUUGGAUGAACGAGGACUAUUACGAGUUGGAGGCCGUAUUGUAAAAUCGGACUUGAACCUCCAUGAAAAGAAACCAUUGAUCGUCCCUGGACGCAAUCAUGUAGCAACAUUAUUAGUUCGACACUACCACAACAAGAUAAAACAUCAAGGUCGCCAUUUCACAGAUGGAGCGAUUCGAUCCGCAGGAUUUUGGAUCGUAGGAGCAAAACGCUUAAUCUCAUCUAUUAUUCACAAAUGUGUGACAUGCCGCAAACUCAGAGGAAAAACUGAGUAUCAAAUCAUGUCUGAUUUGCCAGAGGACCGUCUUGAACCUUCACCUCCGUUUACUAACGUUGGAAUAGACACCUUUGGACCCUGGACAAUUAUUUCACGUAAAACACGUGGUGGAUACGCCAACUCAAAACGUUGGGCAAUUUUAUUCACAUGCUUAGUGACAAGAGCUAUUCACAUCGAAUUAAUCGAGGAAAUGAGUUCUUCGGCCUUCAUAAACGCUGUCAGGAGAUUCGCCGCUAUAAGAGGCCAAGUAAAGAUUUUCCGAUCUGACCGUGGAACAAACUUUAUUGGCGCAAUCGACGAUUUAAAGAUUGACUCAAUCAACGUUGAAGAUGGACCCUUCAAGAACUUUCUGUACAACUCUGGUACAACUUGGAUCUUCAAUGCGCCGCAUUCGUCCCACAUGGGUGGAGCCUGGGAAAGAAUGAUUGGUAUCACCAGAAGAAUUCUUGAUUCUAUGCUUCUAAACGCAGCCGGAAGAAGCCUUACACAUGACGUGCUGAACACACUAAUGGCAGAAGUUUCAGCAAUAGUGAACUCUAGACCUCUGGUACCGGUAUCAACAGAUCCAGAGAAUCCGUUAAUAUUAACUCCGGCUAUGUUAUUGACACAGAAAACCGACUACGUUUUCACUUCAGACCAUCUUGGGGAAUUCGACAAACGAGAUCUCUGUCUUGCCGAAUGGAGACGAGUACAGGCUCUGGCCAGUGUUUUCUGGUCCCGUUGGAGGAAGGAAUACCUGCCGUUACUACAACAACGACGAAAAUGGACCGAAGAUCGCCGUGAUCUCAUCGAUGGAGACGUCAUUCUUCUUAAGGACAAAAACAUUUGCCGUACCCAAUGGCCCGUUGGAAUUAUAGUGAACUCAUUUAAAAGUUCAGACGAACAUGUCCGAAAAGCAGAAGUGCGAGUUAUCGUUAAUGGAAAAGCCACAACCUACACACGCCCUAUCGUGGACAUGAUUCUCCUCAUAGAGAACACUCCUGUGUAA
Molecule: messenger RNA, 6909 nt
Organism: Mytilus trossulus (common blue mussel)
Lineage: Eukaryota; Metazoa; Mollusca; Bivalvia; Mytilida; Mytilidae
Exons: 2
Coding region: 424-6909 (2161 amino acids)
Biological process (GO): DNA integration
Molecular function (GO): nucleic acid binding
Source: RefSeq, a predicted model, not a curated record